UAAUGUUUUUAAUCAUUUUUUAAAGUUAUAAUAUAAAAAUACUUUUCGCUUUAGUUACAAAUGUUUAGUAUCAUAAACAAAUUAAAAAUUUAGAGUUGACGUAUUUGAUACCAGCCACCUGUUUCUAACUUCAUAUUGUUGGUAUUUCAAACUACUUUUUACGAAGUUUUUAUAUUUUCAUUAUUUAUCUUCGCAUAUACGUCAACUAUUGAAUUUUUUUUCAAUUGAACGUUUUUAAUUUGUUUUUGUUCAUAUAUUUAUUAUUAAGAUUAAAAAUAACUGUAGAUUAAAUGACAACUAAAAAAAAAGAAGAAAUCUAAUAUUUAUCGCUAACUUCAUAUAUAUUCAGUAAACGUCAAAAGGGAUGAUACGUACAAGAUGGAGUUUUAGUUUGUGCUAACAUAAAGUAGGUUUUAGUUCAGUUUACGUUGAGAUUUGUUUAAUUCCCUGUAAAUAAAAUCAUGGAUUUCGGUCAAGUUUUAAGUACCGCCCAGAAAAAUGAAAAAUCAAAAGAUCAAAAGGUGAGGUAUUAUAGUACAAAGUUCGAACCUCCGAAAAAAGAAAAAAAGACGUCUAGUCAACUUUCUGAGAAUAUUAAAAAAUUCUUAGCCAAAAAGGAAGAGGAAGAGAAAAAAAAAGCUGAAGAAGCCAGAAGGAAACGAGAAGAAUUACUCGCUUUAAGGUCACAGGACAAAAAAGCGACAAAAAGAGUGAAUGUUAUGCUCAAAAGGACCAAAUCUGCGAAUCAAUCGGUAUUGGAAGAUGCAGUAGAUAACGUUAACACUGCAGUAACGCUCGUUGGCCCCAUGCAACCCGACGAGGAUGAUUACGGCUACGUAUCACAAGAAGCUUCCGAUUAUUAUAAUAAAAUGAUGGAAAAAUAUAGUAAAAUGCCCGACGAACCGAAAUUCGAUCUGACCAAGAAGAAAGUCAGUACAAACUUAGGAAGUACCAAAGAUCGAGUUAAAGCUGCUUUAGAAAGAGAAGAAGAGGAAGCUAAAUUACCGCAUAGAAGGAAAAGGAAGCAUAAAGAUACGAAACAAGAAGACGAAGAAGAAGGCAUUAGUUACGGUACACCGGAUAGGAUAACAACAGAUAAAAAUUCGUCGGAAAAAAGCGAUAAAGAAAAAAUGCCGCCGCCGAAAUCGAAGCCGAAACCGCCGCCUCCGGCAAUGACAUUCGCGGAUAUAUUAAAACUAGCCGAAAAAAAACAAUUCGAACCGAUCGUGAUAGAAAAACAAGAGAAACAAGAAGAAAGAUUAUUAACGAAAAAACAAAAAAUGGAAAUGGAAAAGGAACGUUUGGUGCAAUUGAGAAAAGAAGAAAGAAGGAAACAGAUGCUUUCGUCGGGGAGGAUACCGAAAAUAGGGGAUAAAAUAAAACAAGAUAGUGCCAAAAACACCGAUAAACAAAAAACAACCAAAACUAAUGAUAACGUCAAUACCAACAGUAAAGAAGGAACCGGUAAUAAAGAAAAACCUAAAAAUUCGUCGUAUACUUCGAAGAAAAAGAAAGAAAUGGAAGAAUUAUUUCCAGAAGAAACUAGACCGGGAAGAAAAUAUCUACCAGGGGACGUCCGGUAUAAACCGGAACAAAAUACCAGUAAUAACCUACCCGGAAAUAAACCUACGACUCCGGUUAGUAAAAAACCAGUACCACAAUCGAGGAAAGAUCUACCUACGAGUGCAAAAAAUCUACCCACUAGUGCAAAAGAUCUACCCAAGAGUGCAAAAGAUCUACCCUCGGAUGUUCCGCAGAAAAAACCCCCCGCUACUGAAGUGGCACAGAAACUUCCCCCCAAACGAUUCCCUCCCAACGAUAUCAGAAGGAGUAAUCAGAAGAUGGUAGCGAAACGCGGACGAAUUCUGGAUGACGACGAAGACGAAUACGAUUCGGAAAUGGAUGAUUUUAUCGAUGACGACGAUACAGGAGAGGAUAUUUCGAAAUAUAUAUCGGAAAUAUUCGGUUACGAUAGAAAAAGAUUUAAAGACGACGACGACGAUGUUGAUAAUAUGGAAUCGUCUUUUGCUCAACAGAUGAAGGAAGAGGUGAUUAGUACCAAGCUGGGCAUAAUGGAAGAUUUGGAGGAGGAGAAAAAGGAAGAGGAAGCUAAACGUAGGAAAUUAUUAAUGAAGAAAAAGAUGCGUCGAUGAUAGAUUCGUUAGUUAUUGUCAAUUUUUUUUGUGAUUUUUUGUUUUUUUUUUAUUUAGAAAACGGUCGUUUUGAGGAUAUUUAUUUGAUUUUUGGUAGAUCUGCAACAUUCUCGAACCAAAUUUAUCGAUUUAUUUGGUUUUUAUUUCAUUUAAUGUAUAUUUUAUUAAUAUCAAAUAUUUUAUUUAUUAUAUAUAUGCCCUUCUUAUAACCUUUCGGGGUAUUUAUACAUGGAUUUAUCCAUUAAAUAUUUGUGAUAGAUCGUUUUCAAUAUAACACUAUUAUAUAUCGUUAAAAUUUAUAUUCGUGUAUAAAUAAAUCAUGAUUUUAAAAGC
Diorhabda carinulata is the source of this 2486-nucleotide messenger RNA. RefSeq names its product protein SPT2 homolog. Lineage: Eukaryota; Metazoa; Arthropoda; Insecta; Coleoptera; Chrysomelidae. The record is from RefSeq and is a predicted model, not a curated record. Gene Ontology annotation, biological process: nucleosome assembly; regulation of DNA-templated transcription. The transcript is spliced from 6 exons. Gene Ontology annotation, cellular component: nucleolus. Gene Ontology annotation, molecular function: histone binding; DNA binding. Bases 462 to 2153 code for a protein of 563 amino acids.